AUGAAGAACCAGUCAAUGGAAAUAGACUUCAUUCUCCUAGGGUUGACAGAUGACCCACAAUUGCAAAUUAUGAUUUUCCUGUUUCUAUUUUUCAACUACAUCUUGAGCCUGAUGGGAAACUUCAUCAUCAUCCUCCUCACCCUGCUGGAUCCCCAGCUCAAGACUCCAAUGUAUUUCUUCCUUCGAAAUUUCUCCUUCUUAGAGAUUUCAUUCACAACUGCCUGCAUUCCACGAUUCUUGAUAAGCCUUCUAACUGGAGACAAAACAAUUUCCUACAAUGGUUGUGCAACACAAUUAUUCUUUUUUCUUCUAUUAGGAGCUACAGAAUUUUACCUUCUGGCUGCCAUGUCCUAUGACUGCUAUGUUGCCAUCUGCAAACCAUUGCAUUACCCAGUCAUUAUGAACAGCAGAGUGUGCUAUCAGCUUGUACUCAGCUCUUGGGUUACUGGCUUCCUAAUUAUAUUUCCUCCUUUGGUCUGGGGACUUAAGCUGGAUUUCUGUGCUUCCAAAAUAAUUGAUCACUUCCUCUGUGACACUUCUAUCCUGCAGCUCUCUUGCACCGAUACACGUCUCCUAGAAUUGAUGGCUUUUGUCUUAGCUGUGGUGACACUUGUAGUCACUUUGCUGUUGGUGGUCCUCUCCUACAUGUACAUCAUCAAAACCAUUCUAAAACUCCCUUCUGUUCAACAACGAACAAAGGCCUUUUCCACCUGUUCCUCACAUAUGGUUGUUGUGUCCAUCACUUAUGGGAGCUGCAUUUUUACAUAUAUGAAGCCAUCAGCAAAGGAAAGGGUGAUUUUAACUAAAGGUGUAGCUGUGCUCAAUACCUCUGUUGCUCCUUUACUGAACCCCUUCAUUUACACCCUAAGGAACCAGCAGGUGAAAGAAGUUCUCAAGGAUGUGCUUCAAAGGUUUUGUCAUUUUCAAACCAAUGAGACCAAAUGUAGAUAUAAAUAA
Hippopotamus amphibius kiboko is the source of this 957-nucleotide messenger RNA. Its product is annotated as olfactory receptor 6C6-like. The coding region runs from base 1 to 957 and encodes 318 amino acids. The transcript has a single exon. Lineage: Eukaryota; Metazoa; Chordata; Mammalia; Artiodactyla; Hippopotamidae. Gene Ontology annotation, molecular function: olfactory receptor activity; G protein-coupled receptor activity. Gene Ontology annotation, cellular component: membrane. Gene Ontology annotation, biological process: G protein-coupled receptor signaling pathway. The record is from RefSeq and is a predicted model, not a curated record.